Molecule: messenger RNA, 669 nt
Organism: Trichogramma pretiosum
Lineage: Eukaryota; Metazoa; Arthropoda; Insecta; Hymenoptera; Trichogrammatidae
Gene: ksh
Product: protein kish-A
Exons: 4
Coding region: 419-637 (72 amino acids)
Biological process (GO): intracellular transport; protein secretion
Source: RefSeq, a predicted model, not a curated record
AUAUGCACGUCUUUUUGUUCAUGUUUCGCUUUCAGUAUUCCUUAUUAUAAUAUAACUUGUAUCGUCUAGUUUAAAUGUUAUGUGCACAUAAUUCCGGUCAAUUAUUUGAAUAGGAUUCAUUUUCAUUUAUUAUAGAAAUAAGCCAUCAAAGUGAUGAUUGAUUUUAUUAAUAUGUAAUUCUUGAAACAUUAGUUGAGCUUAUUGUAUUUUGAAAAUUAUUAUUCCGAUAAGGUUAAUUUUUAACUGAGUUCUAUCUAGUGGAACGCCGAAAUUUCCUAUGCUUAUACAUGUUCCACCGCUUUGUUCCACUUGCACCGGACAGAAUUGAAGUCAACCUAGUGAAUUAAAAGGAGCUGAAUAAAUUAAACUAGAAUCUGAAAUAUCUAUUAUAAUUGUUUCUCAUCUGAACAUCAAUAAAAUGAUUGCUUUAUUCAACUUUCAAAGUUUAUUGACGAUCAUUCUCCUGACGAUUUGUACAAGUGUUUAUGUCAGAUCUUUAUUUCCAGCUAUGUUGGAUAAAAAAAAAGAGGGACUUCCUGGAAUAUUUUGGAAAUGUUCUCGAAUUGGAGAAAGGAAAAGUCAAUAUGUUGCUGGAUUCUGCAUUUUGAUGUCUAUAAGCAUUUUAUUUUUUACGUAACAGUGAACAUUAUUAAUUAAUUUAUGGAAUCA